AUGGAAGAGACAAAUGAAACUUCUGUAAAAGAGUUCAUCCUUUUGGGACUUACUAGCUUCCAUCAGCUACAGAUAUUUCUUUUCAUCGCAUUUCUUAUGUUCUACCUGUUUAGCUUUGUUGGUAACCUAAGCAUUGUGGUUGUGGUUGUUGCUGAUCAUGGGCUUCAUACUCCUAUGUACUUUUUUUUGGGCAAUCUCUCCUUUUUGGACUUUUUCUAUGCAACUACAACAGUCCCAAAAAUGUUGUCUGGUUUGCUUAUAGAAGACAAAAAAAUAUCUUUUCAGGCCUGUAUAGCCCAACUCCAUUUCUUUCACUUCUUGGGUAGCACCGAGGCCAUGCUUCUUAUGUCAAUGUCUUAUGACAGAUAUGUUGCCAUUUGUAACCCAUUAAGAUACCAUGUUCUCAUGGGUAGGACAGUAUAUAUUCAGUUGGCCUUUAUUUCCUGGCUUAUUGGAUUCUUGUACUCAUUGUCUCAUACAAUUCUGACUUCCAGGUUGCCUUUCUGCAAUAUGAACAAAGUCACUCAUUUUUAUUGUGAUAUAAAACCUCUUCUAAAGUUGGCAUGCACGGACACACAUAUAAAUGAAAGCUUAGUGACCAUAAUCACUGGAUCUGUAGCUGUUGGCACAUUUAUUUUAAUUGUAAUUUCAUACACAUUUAUUGCAAUCCAUCUCCAGCACAUUAAAUCUGACCAAGGCAGGAAUAAAGCCAUCUCCACUUGCAGUUCUCACUUGAUGGUUGUCCUUUUAUAUUAUGGAACUGCCUUCUGCACAUACUUGAGACCAGCCACUAAGGAUGCACUGGAGCAGGAUAGAAUGACUGCCAUCUUGUUUACAGUUAUUACACCGGCCUUAAAUCCUAUGAUUUAUGCACUGCGGAACAAGGAAGUGAAGAGAUCUCUUAGGAAAAUGUUCUUAGUGUUGAAGUACAGGCACUCUGCGUUGCCUGUGUCUUUGUCCUAG
This is a messenger RNA of Pseudophryne corroboree (corroboree frog), 963 nucleotides long. Its product is annotated as olfactory receptor 12D1-like. Gene Ontology annotation, cellular component: membrane. The coding region runs from base 1 to 963 and encodes 320 amino acids. The record is from RefSeq and is a predicted model, not a curated record. The transcript has a single exon. Gene Ontology annotation, molecular function: G protein-coupled receptor activity; olfactory receptor activity; odorant binding. NCBI's taxonomy places the organism in Eukaryota, Metazoa, Chordata, Amphibia, Anura, Myobatrachidae. Gene Ontology annotation, biological process: G protein-coupled receptor signaling pathway.